This is a messenger RNA of Saccostrea cuccullata (small rock oyster), 1185 nucleotides long. RefSeq lists its product as uncharacterized. Gene Ontology annotation, molecular function: ubiquitin protein ligase activity; protein binding; translation repressor activity. The record is from RefSeq and is a predicted model, not a curated record. Bases 1 to 1185 code for a protein of 394 amino acids. The transcript has a single exon. Gene Ontology annotation, biological process: proteasome-mediated ubiquitin-dependent protein catabolic process; protein polyubiquitination; negative regulation of translation. Lineage: Eukaryota; Metazoa; Mollusca; Bivalvia; Ostreida; Ostreidae.
AUGCAAAAACAUUUGAAUGAAAUCAACAAGAAAAUUAUGGACAUUAAAGAUGACAUUGAUUUAUUUGAUGCAUGCAUUGCUGAACACACCAAUGACAUUGCGAGAUUAAUAAGUGUAACACCAAAGACGGAUCAAUAUCAGAAGCUUCCACAAAAACUUGUACCCUCACUACCUCAAUUCAUUCCAAAUACUAUUCAAGACGAAACAUUAAGUUAUCAAUUAGGAAGCAUAUCACCAUUUUCAUUUAUAUCAGAAGAGUAUGGUUACAUAUUCAAACCAAGGCAAGAAAUGCAAAAAGCCGGUUCCUCUCGGUUAACUAAAACGAAAUCACCAGAUGUUGUAUUCCAUCAGGUUUACAUCGAUAUUUUCCAUCUUACAAAUAAUCCUCAAAAUAUUUCCUGUCUUGGUGAUGAUAAAUUGUGGAUAUGUGAUGAAAGCAAUAUUAUUGAACUUUACGUUGUAAAAGAUCAUAUACAAGACCGGUUUAUCAAAACGAAGGCAAGGACCAUACCAGAAGACAUAGCAGUGUUAAGAAGCGAAGACUUAGUUUAUACUGAUGGCUUGUAUAAAACAAUAAACAUCGUUAAGAAUGACGAGAUACAGGAGUUGAUCAGACUUCAGUACUGGAAACCUCGUUAUGUCUGCAGCACUUUCUCUGUUGACAUUCUGGUUACUAUGGGAAGUGAUGACAACAAACAAACAAAAGUUGUUCGAUACACUGACUUCACAGAAAAUCAAACCAUUCAAUUUGAUGAUGAGGGUAAACCACUAUAUUCCUCUGGUGGUCCUAGGCGAUACAUGAACAUAUGUGAAAAUAGGAAUCUGGAUGUAUGUGUAGCUGACUAUCACGCUAAAGCAAUAGUGGUGGUCAAUCGGGCCGGGAAACUGAGAUUCAGAUAUAUUGGACAUACUCCUGCUCCUAGGAAUAAACCAUUUUGUCCACAAGGAAUCACUACAGACAGUGAGAGUCACAUCCUUACAACUGAUUAUGAUAAUCGAUGUGUCCAUAUCAUUGACAAAGAUGGACAGUUUCUUCAUUAUCUGAUCCUUGGAAAGAAUAAACCGUAUAGAAUCUGUAUAGAUAAUGUUGACAAUCUUUUCGUUAUUUCCAAAGAAAAAGACAAAGAGAGGGACGAAUGGUAUUGCACUCACAGUUGUGUUAUGAAAAUCAAAUAUAUGUGGUGA